This is a messenger RNA of Ceratitis capitata (Mediterranean fruit fly), 3960 nucleotides long. RefSeq lists its product as uncharacterized. Gene Ontology annotation, molecular function: zinc ion binding; peptidyl-prolyl cis-trans isomerase activity. Lineage: Eukaryota; Metazoa; Arthropoda; Insecta; Diptera; Tephritidae. The transcript has 2 exons. The record is from RefSeq and is a predicted model, not a curated record. The coding region runs from base 337 to 2736 and encodes 799 amino acids. Gene Ontology annotation, biological process: protein peptidyl-prolyl isomerization.
GCAGUAGAGAAGAAAAAACAUAUAUUAUAUAACUUCAUGAAAAAAGAAAAAAUCAAAAUAAUGCCAAUAAAUUCAUGCGUCGAAUUAAGUUCCAACUAAGAAGAAAACUUAAAAAAAGACUAUUAGCCGACAAAUUACUAUUAAAUGAUAUAUGAAAAUCAGUAAAAAUAAUAACAAAACAACAAAAGACAAAAAAGAAAUAUAAUUACGACAACAACAAAUGGAAUACAUAUGCAUAUGCAAAUGCAAAUAAACACACAAAUCCCAAAAAUGUGUUUAUAAACAAAUAUUAAUGGUUUUUAGCUGUGAUAUAACGUCUAGCGAUAAUUUGAAACGAUGGACUUGGCGACCGUACCACCGGAACUUGAGGAGCUCCUCAUCUGCAGCUGUUGCCAUUUGCCCUUCAACGAUAACGACGGUCUACCCAAAUUGUUUACGUGUCGCCACUAUUUCUGCCUCAAAUGUGUCAAUUCGUUGGUGCGCGAGGAUAGCAAUGAAAUAUUUUGUGUACACUGCUGGAAGCGUACCGUACUAGAAGGCCCCGAGCCGCGCACCGACAGUCUACCCACCUACAAUGCGAUUUUAUAUCUUACCCAAAAUCUGACAACGCUUAGUUUUAAGCUGAAGAGUGGCGGCGGCGGCGGUGGCGGUGGUGGCGUCGAACGUGAUCGGCAGCAGCGUUCGUCGUCGAUUGCUUCGAAUGGUUCGGCGAGUGCGCUUAGCGGGAGUGGCUUAUUGAAUAGUAAUAGCGGCAACAACAAUGUCAAUCAUGGCAGCAAUGGCAAUCUGACCAAUAUUGGUGUCGGCCAUAACAACAACAAUCACAACAAUAGUUUGGAUAAAUUAAAAAUGGCCGAAAAUUGCAUGACUCAUGCCAUGCCGAAUACAUUGUGGUGUAGUGUUUGUAAUAUAUUGCUUUGUCGCGCCUGUGCAGCCACUGAGGAGCAUCGUACGCACGUGGUGAAGAAUAAGAUGGAGGCUAAAGAAUCGUUACACGCUGACAUAUCAAAAGAACUGCUCGGCAUGCAGAAGACAUUGAACGAUGUGCAACAUUUGGUCUUGAAACAACGUGAUUUCCUUCUGAAAAUAUUGGAAAGCUGCACCACGCUUAAAACGCAAAUCGAGACGGAGUUGCUUAAUCACAUGCCCACGCUCGAGAUCACCGAGAUACGUGAAAACUUGUGCAAAGCUCGACUAUGUCUCGACAUACUCGACAAGCAGACGCCGGCCGAGGCCGUGAAACUCUACACUACGUUGCAUGCAGAGAAGCAGCGGCUGAUGACCAAGUACCAGGAAAUGUUCCUACAAUGCAAGUUGGAUGAUAUGAUACGCAAUUGUGGUUAUGUCUUCGAUUUUGAACUUAUCAAACAGGCACUUGUGCAAAUGCAUAACUGUGUACUAAAUGGCGGAAAUCUCGAUAACUUUGGCGUGGGCUCAGUGAUUGGUGGGCUAAAUGGCAUCACUGCUGCUGGCUCCCAUCAGAAUCCCAUCUUGCUUUUAGCCAACUACUGUAUUUCCCAAUUGUACUCACGGCAAAUGUUGUUGUUGAAACAACAACAGCAGCAGCAGCAGCAGCAACAACAACAACAACAACAACAGCAACAGCAUGCACAACAUCAACAACAACACCAGCAGCAGCAGCAGCAGCACCAACAGCAAUUGCUCUCUAACGGCCUGCUCACAUCAAUGAUUUCACACGUAAGUCUCUCCACAAGUCUCAACGGCAACAUACCCACCACAAAUGCCAAUUUUGCACACGCAACAUACGCACAGGCAUUGCAACAGAAUCAACCGUCGAGCAAUAACGUUGCUCAGCAGCAGCAACAGCAGCAGCAGCAACAACAACAACAGCAAACAAAUAAUUCCUCUUCGCCUAUACACAAGACUUACGCUGACAUCAUUGCACUCUCCAAUAAAUCCACGACAAACAUAACAACAGCUCAGCAGCAACAUCAACUACUGCAGCAACAACAAUCGACUAACGUUAGUUUCUCGGAAAUCGCUCCGAUUGGCACACCAGCCACCACGACCAACACAUCAGCAGUAGUUGGCGCACAACGCAGCACCACUUCACAUUUCUUCUCCGGCAACGAUCUCAACGGUUUAGGACUAAGCCUAUUACACUUGCACCAACAGCACCAGCAGCAGCAGCAGCAGCAGCAUAGUCAAAGUGCUGGUAAUUCGCAGCAACAUCAAACAAAGUCAACUUUGCUCCUUAAUCCCAGCGUACAUGUUUACCCCAUCUAUUACUUUAACAUCGAAAUCAACGGACAACAUUCGGGACGCGUUCUCAUAGAAGUGCGUAGUGAUGUGGCACCGAAGAUGGCUAAGAAUUUCAAUGCACUGACCACACGAGACGUACUUGGCUAUAAGGGUUGCCAUAUAUUUCAAUGUUGGGAAAACGAAAGUAUUAUUACAGGUGAUUAUGAAUCGAAUAAUGGGCGUGGCGGCCGUGCCGUAUUCGAUGAUGGCUUCUUUAUGCCAGACGAUACCAAAAUACUAGCCAUACGCGGUUCGGUUGGCAUGCGACGCAGUCAAAAGCGUCAUGAUAAUUUAGGGCACGUCGGUUCACAGUUCCGUAUCAUAUUAAGAGAGAUGCGCGGCUUUACGGGCAUAUUUGCAUUUGUAGUUGAGGGUUUGGAAUUGGUGGAGAAAAUUUCGCAAACCGGUGAUGCAACUGGUAAGCCGCAGAGUAGUGUUGUUAUCGCAAGCUGUGGCAAAUAUCAGUUGGGUUAGGUGUGUGAAAGUUCAAGGUGGAGUAGAAGGAAAUUAAAAGAAAAGACGACUUGAAAAAUAAAGACAAAAAAGAGAGAAACUCGAACUCUCUCAGAAAAAGAAAAUAAAAAUAAAAAUUGGAAAUGACAAAAAUUUUUUUGAAUAAAUUGGAUACUCGCUAACGGUAAAGUAUUGCUUAAAACAAUGGAAAAAGAUAAAGAAUCGGCAUUGCUUUGAUAAAAGUUGUAUUCACUUACUUUUUACUCGAAGCUCGUUACAAGCUAUAGGAAAUAUAAUAUUAAAAGUAUAAGAUUAUUUUAGUUAUUUUACGAAAAGCAUAUUAAAAAAUAAAACUGUUUUGCUGGAUUCUAUCAAAGGAAAGGAAAAAUCAGGAAACAAAUUUAAUUAAAUUUAAAAAUGUACUUAACGUUCUCGAAAUGUACAAAGGCCUAAACAAAUUUUUUUUGAGAUUUGGGAAUAGGAGUUCCACGCAAUUUUGAGAAAACAUGAUUUUAUUAUUAUUAAGAGCUCAGUACUUUAAAAACGGUAAAAUUUCAUAUAAAAAUAAUGACAGCUGCGAGAAAUCGACGAUUUCAUCAUGAAUAGAGGGAGUGAUAGUGAUGUAGAGCAGCUGGUUUGAUUAUGUUAUGCUCAGUUGAAUCGCUUGAUAUAGCUUUGGAAUAUUUUCGAAAUCAUAUUAGAAGGUAUGAACUUGGAAAGGUCUAUUGUUAUUGUAAUUGGAGCUUAGUAUCAGCAGAAGUGUUUUCCGGUUGAGCUCCUUCUUCGAUUCGUGGUUUGCGUUUGAUGUUUUCCCAAAACAUUGAGGGUCUUAUAGUUUAUUAUGGGGAGCCUUCAUUUCAUGUCAAAUACACACUUGAAGGGUUUAACAUUCCGUAUCGAGGAGCAAGCGCAAUUCAAUAGAAAAAUUGAUUUACUAUAAUUUUGUAUGUUUGGUCCCGUCAGACCAUGACUCGAACCCAUCUUGCAUACAGUUCGCUAGUAUGGUGGCUUAGUCUAUUCUGUAGUCAUGUAUUUAUAAACUAAGUUACCUUAGAUGGCAACCCUAAGCUGCUAUUUUGGCAGAUAACACCUAACACCUAAGGAGGUCAACGUGUACCAAAUUUCACUGAUAUCGCUAGAGUCGUUUUCGAUACAAAAUGCAUGUAGUUUUUCACAUCAUCACAAUAAUUUUUUCCGGGAAUCAAAAAUAGCCAAAAAUUUGCAAAAAAAACUAUUUUGCAAAAA